Messenger RNA from Oppiella nova, 318 nucleotides. Lineage: Eukaryota; Metazoa; Arthropoda; Arachnida; Sarcoptiformes; Oppiidae. The record is from the annotation of a GenBank genome assembly.
CUCUGUGAGACCGACAAAAUUCAUUUACUUAAAUACUCGGCCGUCGAGAUCAUGACCCUCAGGAUACUACUGGAUUACGAUCCCGAGUCAUGUAAUUGGCACGCUAUCCAUGACUUUCUCGAUAAAAUACUACCAGAAUGGGACUCCGAUAAUAUAAUUAUUGAUUUGUUGACGGCUAUUAUCCUCUUUGAUGCAAAUCGACCUAAACUUUUGCACAGGGAGUCCGUUAAACUUCAACAGCAGUGUUAUAUGUAUUUACUGCAGAGAUAUCUAAGGUUACGGUACCAAUCGGACUGUGUAUCGGACACCAAGUUUCUG